Halteromyces radiatus is the source of this 1148-nucleotide messenger RNA. RefSeq lists its product as uncharacterized. The record is from RefSeq and is a predicted model, not a curated record. The transcript has a single exon. Lineage: Eukaryota; Fungi; Mucoromycota; Mucoromycetes; Mucorales; Cunninghamellaceae. Bases 113 to 1051 code for a protein of 312 amino acids.
GUAAGCACAUUUUUUAUUGGUUUAAACUAUUUAUCUCCGUUUAUUAUGGGGUAUAUUUUUUUUAUUAACGCUCCUAUUUUUUUUUUUCUUUCUAUUCGUUUCAGACCGACGUAUGCACCCCUUGCGUAGUAUGUCUUUAGGAUCCGUGCGCCCUGAACAUCCUUUAGCCACAUCUCAUGGAUUAUAUUCUACUUCUUAUCAACAACAACAGCAACAACAACAACAACAACAACAACAACAACAUAUGGAAGUUAAACAAGAACGUAUGGAUACAAUCAAAACAGAUCAAUCUCCUACGAUGUCUACUUUUGUUCAACCUCCAUUACCUGUACCUACAAGUAUUUAUAAUACUUUUUCAGCUGUUCCAUCUCCUUCAAGUAUGUCGUCAUCACCAAGUACGCCCAUGUUAUCACCAGCAAGAGCAUCUUUCCAACAUCAACGUCAUUAUUCAACAUCAUCCGCUUCAUCAUUAUCUUCUUCAGUUCCUCGUUAUGACCCUCGUCAUUAUAGUACAGAUUAUUCAACAUCUCCUUCUGGUUCAGAACGUAUGCAACAAUUGCACCAACAUCAUCAUCACCAUCAACAACAACAACAUGUAGGACAAAUUCAGUUGAUGUCAGAUGGAUAUGAUCAACAUGAUCAAAAUUCACAACAUCAACAUUAUCAAUCCCAACAACACCAACAACAACAACAACAUCAUCAUCAUCAUCAUGCGGCAAAUUUGGGACAAUUAUUGAAUCCAGUACAUCCACUACAAAAUGAUUCAACACAACAACAACAACAACAACAGCAACAACAACCAACUACAAUGUUACAUUCAAUGGCCAUACCACAUCCUUCUUCUCAAACUACAACAUUUACUGAUUAUACGCCAGGUUAUCAUGACAAGGAAGCUUUUGCAAUAUCUCCACAAGAUGGAGGUAAUGGAUCUGGCAGUAGCGGAUUUAUACCUACACAAAGGUAUCCUAUGACCAAUCAACAUACUUCGUCUCCUAUGAAUUCUCUUUAUACACAAGAUAUCUCUGGUGCUGGACUUCAUUCAUCCUUUUGAUUUAAAUCUCUUCACUUUUAUCUUUUCUUUUAUGUUUUCUUAGUAUCUCUCUAUUAUAUGUACCACUUACAUAUUUCUUCCGUUUCCUUCUAUUAUU